UUCCUCUCGUGACGAAAUGGUCGAAUUCCUCCCACCAAUGAUUGCUUCAUUACCACGUGAUCUGGAAUAACCGGACGAUCUUGGAGCCAAGAUGGUGGACCGAUUAGCCAAUACAGAGGCCAACGAGAGAAGAAUAACAAAUGUGGAAAGCUGUUUCGGCGCAUCUGGGCAACCAUUGCUGGUCCAUGGAAGAGUUCUAGUUGGUGAAGGUGUAUUGACUAAACUGUGCCGAAAGAAGCCUAAACCACGUCAGUUUUUUCUGUUUAAUGACAUUCUUGUUUAUGGAAAUAUUGUCAUCAACAAGAAGAAGUACAAUAAGCAGCAUAUAAUCCCACUGGAAGAUAUCAAACUACAAUCCUUGGAUGAUGAAGGAAAUUUAAAGAAUGGUUGGCAAAUCAUUAGUGCAAAGAAGUCAUUUGCAGUGUAUGCUGCCACAAGGACUGAAAAAGCUGAAUGGAUGGCACACAUCAACAAGUGUAUUGAGGACUUGGUGGCAAAAACCGGAAAGAAAGGCACCACUGAACAUGCUGCUGUCUGGGUUCCAGACAGCGAGGCAUCCACUUGCAUGCACUGUUUUAAGAGCAAGUUCACAGCAUUAAAUCGAAGGCACCACUGUCGAAAGUGUGGGGGGGUUGUUUGUGGUAACUGUUCCACCAAGAAGUUUCUCCUCCCUGCCCAGUCAUCAAAACCACUGCGAGUGUGUGACAACUGCUAUAAUGUUUUAUCAAGUGGCAAGAUCCAGUCAGAUCAAGAAUCAAGGAAAAGGACUGCUCCAACUCCACCGAGAAAGGCUGAAAAAGGAGGAGAUGAAACAUCAUCAGGAGAGGAAAACUCAGAUGAUGAAGAUGCUCCUCCUGAGAAUCCUGCCUCUGUAGAGUAUCAAGUGCCUACCACGCCUACAUUUUACCAAGGUAACCAGGUACCUUCUAAAGUGGAGGUGGAUGGUGGAUAUGCAGAGCUGGCACAAACUAACUCGAAUGAAGUAUGAUGCUGUUGCAUUAGAGAGCUGAGUUGUCUAUCAAUGGAAAGGAAACGUAUUUUGCUGUGGAAGAAGUUUUUUAAAAAUGGUUAUAUACAGAUAUAUAUAAUUACAUCCAUUUGUAAACCAAAGGAAAGCCAAUCAUUUUUAAAGUUACGUAGAUUACCAACUUUUAUUUUAUCUUUUUACUGGGUGAAUUAGUGUCCUUCAUGAUCAGGGAAAAUCAGGGACAAUUUUCAAGGCACCAUCAAUUCAUGCUAGUGCAGUAUAUCACUGCCCUUCUUGGUUCACCUUAAGGAAGGCAGUCACCAGAUAAAUUAGGCCUCACGAAGAGAUCUUCAUUACAAGAAUGGUAGCAAAGGCUCUCAGAAGUUUUUUUUGUCCUAUAACAGUGAAACCUGUAUUGAGCUGACAGAAACCUUAGUAACCCCCAAUGUUUCCUCCAAGAAACGAUUCAAAACUACUGUGAAAUAAAUGCCUCCAAUAAUCCUUUUCUCCCAAUAUAGGAUUUGUGAGCUGUCCUUUAUGUAUAGCAUUGCUAUAUGUUUACUUUUACAUUUAAUACUGGUAAGAAAAGGGGAUUAUUUAUCAAGAUAGGGCCACUUUAGCCCAGCUACUCUUGGUUUCUGCUUAACCUUCAACCCCUACAAAAGACAUCUAGCAUUUAGUUUCUCCGCACGAUAUGCCUCUUGAAUCAAAAUAAGAGACUAAAGACGCUCAACGAAGGACGCUCUUGAUUGUUAAAUAAAUUUUCCUUGUCAACACCCAACGAUUGAUAGAUAACAGUAUGGAGAAUAUGCAUAUUGAUGUUACGGUGUGGAAGGUUGAGACAGUCUGCAAUUUGAGGGGUGAAUAAUGUACAAUAUGCACAAAGACGUGAAUGGUAAUAAUUCCAAAUUCUGUUAUAAUGAAGCUCACUAAUCAAGAUGAGUAGAGAACAAAUACUGUUUUGAAUGUUUGUUUCCAAAGUAUCACAAUUCAAAUGAUAAAUGUAUUUUUUUAGUCGAAACAGAAGCAAAUUGUCAAAUCAACUAUUUUGUAAUUAUGCACACUCAGAUAAUGAUAAGAAAGAAAUCACCUAAAUGACUUUCCACAAAUGCUACACUCAUUGUAAGUAAUUUUUUUUUUAUCUGCAUAAAUAUAUUUGAUAAUAGAUAUUACGUACUAUGUAUGAUCAAAAAAAGUUAGAAAAGUUUUCAAUUGAUUAUCGAAAGAGAACCUGAAUUGCUUUGGUUUUACGUUACACUGCAGUGUGAUUGGUCCAGAAAACUAACGCCUCCAUAUCAACCAAUCAAAUGCAAAACUUAAACCAAUCCCAACCUUGUUAUGCGCGUUUUCCCGCGCUUGCAGCGGGUUUCCUGUGUUUACUUUGAGUUCCCAUUGGUUAACUGAUCGACGGUUGUAUGUACUUUGAUUUUGAUUUUUUCGACGCUCAAUUGAAAACUGUUUUAAAAGUACAUCGGGAAUCAAGGGUUGUUUGUACGAUGACCUUGAAUGUUACCGUUCCUGUUAAUUUUAAAAAGGCUAUCAAAUAUUACAUGGUACUAAAUGACUUGGCAAUGAUUUUAACUAAUUAUGAAAGUUCACGGAAUUUCAGCGAAGAAUGGGCGUUUUUGCCUGUUUGUACAGCAAUUGGUUAUAUUGAAUCAUCUAGGACACUAAGUGUUGUAAAAUGUUAACGCUAUUUUGUUAAUUCGUGUAGGACUGUUGAGAAAUCACGAAGCCAGUUUUGCAAAUUAAACUGCAACUCAAUAAUAAGCACAA
Messenger RNA from Stylophora pistillata, 2743 nucleotides. RefSeq names its product pleckstrin homology domain-containing family F member 2. Gene Ontology annotation, cellular component: early endosome. The record is from RefSeq and is a predicted model, not a curated record. NCBI's taxonomy places the organism in Eukaryota, Metazoa, Cnidaria, Anthozoa, Scleractinia, Pocilloporidae. Gene Ontology annotation, molecular function: metal ion binding; phosphatidylinositol binding. Gene Ontology annotation, biological process: endosome organization; endosome to lysosome transport.